Molecule: messenger RNA, 1395 nt
Organism: Rhizophagus irregularis DAOM 181602=DAOM 197198
Lineage: Eukaryota; Fungi; Glomeromycota; Glomeromycetes; Glomerales; Glomeraceae
Source: RefSeq, a predicted model, not a curated record
AUGUCAAAAUUUUUUGAAAAAUUAUCAAAUGAUUAUGAAAAAAUUUUUAAUACUGAAAUAGGAUAUGAUGUUAUUAUUUAUGCAGGAAGUGAACCAAAUGUUAAAGAAAUCCAUGCUUACUCAAUCAUUUUAAGCGCCAGAUCAGAAUAUUUUCGUGUAGCAUUUUCUAAUAAAUGGGCUGAAAAAAAAGAUGGAAAAUUUAUUUUCAGGAAACCAAAUAUUUCUCCUCGCUUAUUUAAUAUCAUUCUUAGGUUUAUUUAUAGUGGAAAUAUUGAAUUGAAAAAUUUACAAGGACCUGAUGUAUUGGAAUUGUUGGUAGCUGUGGAUGAACUUAAUAUCCAACAAUUAAUUUCUCAUGCUCAAGAAUAUUUGAUUAAACAUCAAACUGAAUUUUUGAUGCAAAAUCUAACUGGUCUUCUUGAAACUGUCUAUCAUCAGCAUGAAAAAUUUACAGAUUUAUGGAAUUUUUUUCUUGAAAAUAUUUGUGAAGAACCUAGAAUUUUAUUUAAUUCUAAUAAAUUUGUUAAUUUAAAAGCAUCUUUAUUGGAAUUAUUGCUAAAAAGAGAUUAUUUAAACAUGGAUGAAAUUGAGAUUUGGGAAAGUCUAUUGAAAUGGUGUUUUGCUCAGAAUAUAGAAUAUGACCCAACAAAAUUUGGUAAAGAUGACAUUACAAAUAUUGAGAGAUCAUUAUAUAGAUUUAUUCCAUUAAUUAGAUUUUAUGAUAUUGAACCUACAGAUUUCUUUUAUAAAGUUUAUAAUUAUAAAGAUAUCUUACCACAAGACUUGAUUCAUGAUCUUUUAGAAUUUCAUAUUGUUCCUGACAUAAAACCUAAAACUAAUGUAGCAACUCCAAGAAAGUCAAAACUUGGUUCAACUUUAAUUCAAUCAAAUCAUGCUGCUUUAUUUGCUUCAUGGAUUGAUAGAAAAGAUUCCUCCUAUAACAAAAAUGAAAUCCCUUAUGGAUUUAAAUUAUUAUAUCAUUCAGGUCAGGAUGGAUUUAAUGCUGAAUCAUUUCAUAGAAAUUGUGAUAAUAAAGGAGCUACUAUUUGGGUAGCAAAAAUUCAAGAUUCAAAACAAUUAAUUGGAGGAUAUAAUCCACUAGAUUGGAAUGGACAUGGUUCUAAAUAUACAGCAGAUAGUUUUCUAUUUAACUUUACAGAUGGAAAUAAUAUUUCUACUGCAAAAUUAGGUUACGUUAAAAAACCAAAUGACGCUAUUUAUUGUUAUAAUAACCAAGGUCCACAUAUGGGUAUUUUCAUAUGUUAUGGUAACAACGAAUGGAAAAAUCAUGAUCAUAAUGCUACUUACUAUCCUGAUAUAGGCAUUCCAAAUACUUUAAAUACUCCUUAUCUUGAAGUAGAGGAUUAUGAAGUAUUUCAAGUAAUUAAAAAAUAG